Molecule: messenger RNA, 1526 nt
Organism: Cylicocyclus nassatus
Lineage: Eukaryota; Metazoa; Nematoda; Chromadorea; Rhabditida; Strongylidae
Source: the annotation of a GenBank genome assembly
AGUCAACCUUCAGAAGCGGAUGGGUACACCGAAAAAUUCAACAGAUGAAAUCAAUUCAAAUAGGAAUGAGAAUUUGGGACAAUUGGAAGAAGAGGGUGAUGAUGAAGAUUCGCUGUCGCUGGAUCUCGAUGAUAUAGUCCACGACGACCUUAUUGGUGAUUUACUCAUUCGUCUAUUAAGCUCACCACUAAUCAGUGACCCGUAUUGGUCCAAACCACCGACAAGCACGCUCAAAAAUAUUGAACCGCCAGCUUAUCUUAAUUUUCGCAUCACCUAUGAAGAGAUUGUGCAUUUAUGUUCAAUGGCAGCAAAAUCGUUCCUCGAACAGCCGGCACUAAUUCGGAUUCAAAAGGACGACUUACCUUUACACAUCGUGGCUGAUUUACACGGUAACAUAGCUCAAGUGUUACGGGUGUUCAAGUACUGCGGCAUACCUCAGAAAGAUUCGUUCCUAUUUUUGGGAGAUUAUGUAGACAGGGGUGUUCAGGGGAUCGAGGUCAUAACACUGCUGUUUUGCUUAAAAAUACGCUACCCCUACCAGGUCUAUCUUCUCCGAGGAAAUCAUGAAGAUGCAAACACCACCCUAAACUAUGGCUUUUUCGAUGAAUGCAUCACUAGGUGGCCUUCCAAUGGGAGAAACCCUAAAGGAGGAGAGAGAGUGUGGCGUCACUUCUUGGAAGCGUUCAAUUGUAUGCCAGUAGCCGCCAUAAUUGCUGGGAAGAUUUACUGCGCACAUGGUGGUAUAUCACCUUUCAUUGAAAAGUUGGAGGAUAUAAAUAAGAUAAAACGUCCUUCUGUUGUGCCUGCUUACGGUAUCAGCUGCGACUUGUUGUGGUCGGAUCCAUCGCCCCAACGAGAUGGUUGGGUGCUUAGCCAUAGAGGAAUUUCGUUUUUAUUUGGCCCGAAAGCGGUGGAGGAAUUUUGCCAAAAACAUAACAUCGAGUUGAUAUUGAGAGGACAUCAAAUUAAUAAUGAGAUGUACAAAAGCGGUUAUCGAUUUCAUUUCAAUGGACGACUCGUUACUCUCUUUUCUGCUCCAAACUACAUGAACUACAAGAAUAACUCGUGUGUUAUUACCGUCAAUAAGCAGCUCGAAUUGAAGUUCACUGUGUUCCGAUGCCGGUACUAUCAGAUGGGCAAAAAGAAAAAAGCAGCUAAGGAAAAGAAAAAGCCUACGAACGGCAGUGGUAGCGUGGAUGACGACGCUGAUGGCAGCCAUUGCUCGUCUCCACAGCAUUCAUCGGCGGAUGUCAGUUCAGGUGUCGAAAAGUCAAAAAAGUACAAAGGCGAAGGCGGAGAAAGCGCUGCGCCAAACGCAAUAUCCCCGGAUGUUCGUUAUACGGAAAAAGAAACGUCAUACAAAUCGAUGAAGGCGUCCAAAUUUCCUAGUAAAAGCCAAUCCCGCCGUAAUGAAUUCGUCCAAUGGGCUAAAAUGAGGGACAAGCGUACUCCAAGAUUGUCACCGCUACGAAACCCUGCGGAGAAAACGAAACAUUAGAUUACCGUGCUCGCUGCUAAUGGACAAC